Messenger RNA from Epinephelus lanceolatus (giant grouper), 2376 nucleotides. RefSeq lists its product as uncharacterized. Lineage: Eukaryota; Metazoa; Chordata; Actinopteri; Perciformes; Serranidae. Gene Ontology annotation, cellular component: nucleus. The record is from RefSeq and is a predicted model, not a curated record. Gene Ontology annotation, molecular function: DNA-binding transcription factor activity, RNA polymerase II-specific. Gene Ontology annotation, biological process: regulation of transcription by RNA polymerase II.
AAACAAAAGACUAGGCUUGUUAUCUGCACUGGUUCAUUGAGAUAACUGCAGGAGGUUCGCCUUUGAGUAAAACCUCGAGCCACCGUAACUGUGAUUAAACAACAAUGUCUUCGGCUGAGUAUCUGAGAGAGUUUGUUAACGAGAGACUGACUGCUGCUGCUGAGGAAAUAUUCAGGGUUAUUAAAAGGACCAUCGUCGUGUACGAGGAGGAGCUCGACCAGCAGCGCAGACUGCUGGACAUCGUUUGGAAACCAGAAACAGAGUCACACAGUACAGAGCUCCCAUAUCAACAUGUCUGUAAGGAGGAGGAGGUUCUAGCUGACCAGCAGCUCUGUGUUCAGGAGAGGAGCUCCGGUCUGGACCCAGAGCCUCCACAGAUUAAAGAGGAACAGGAGGAACUCUGCACCAGUCAGGAAGGAGAGCAGCUUGUACUGAAGCAGGAGACGGAUACCUUUCUGUUGAGUCCUCCUUGUGAGGAACGUGACCACAGUGAAGAUCAGACUCUGAACUUCAAUCCUGACGACUCUCAAAGCGCAACAGACAAAGAGUCUGCUGUCAACAUACCAGUGAUAAUCUCUGUGGUAUCAGAAGCACACAGUGACCACCAGCCCCUCUCUCACAGCUCUCAUGUUGCUGAGAGCCAAGAACAGAAAGGAAGCCAGCGUGAAGACUCAGGAUCAACGAGAAAUGCAGAGCUUAAACCCAAGAAAAAACACCAUGAAAGCAACGUAUACAACUCUACCAUGUCAAACAUUCACCGCAAUACUCACACUGCUAAAAAGUCUUUCAAAUGUGACACUUGUGGGAAAGCUUUCAAGUUUAAGGCAAAAUUAAACGUACACUACAAAAUCCACACAGGUGAGAAACCAUAUAUUUGCAAAACAUGUGGGAAAGCUUUCAGACGUAAUAACGACUUGACAGUUCAUACGAGAUCGCACACAGGCGAGAAGCCAUUCACAUGCAAGACAUGUGGAACAGCUUUCAGAUAUAAUAGUGACUUAAAAGUGCACACGAGAAUCCACACAGGUGAGAAGCCAUUUGCAUGCAAGACAUGUGGGACAGCUUUCAGACAUCACAGUGACUUAAAAGUACACACGAGGAUCCACACUGGUGAGAAGCCAUACCUUUGUAAGAUCUGCGGGAAGAGAUUUUGUGUGGUGUCCACUCUGACAAAGCACAUGAGAGUCCACACAGGUGAGAAGCCGUACCUCUGCAAAACCUGUGGGAAGAGAUUCACUGUCAUAUCAGCAUUGAAUAGACACGUCACAAUCCACACGGGCAAGAAGCCGUUUCCUUGCAAAACAUGUGGGAAAGCUUUCAUGUGCACAGCUCACCUGACAGUCCACAUGAGAAAUCACACAGGUGAGAAGCCGUUCCUUUGCAAGACCUGUGGGAAAAAAUUCACUGACAUAGCAGUGUUGAAAAGACAUAUUAUAAUCCACACAGGUGAGAGGCCAUUUACCUGCACAACAUGUGGGAAAGCUUUCAGACAUAAAAGUCACCUGACAGUCCACAUUAGAAUCCACGCUGCUAAGAAGUCGUAACUUUGUGUCUCAAUCCAUUGGGAACCUGUCCUCCAGUGUAAAGCAUUCUGCCCACAAUCUGGGUGUCAUCUUUGACUCUGAGCUCUGUUUCGAAAUACAAAUAACCAAGGUUGUGCAAUCGUGCUUUCAUCAAAUUACAAACAUUUUAAAAGUAAAACAUUUUUUUAUCUCAAGCGGACCUUGAAAAAGUUUUUCAUGCUUUUAUCUCAUGACAUCUUGAUUGAAGGAAACUGGGCAUUUUCCGUCAGAGCCCCACAGCUGUGGAGCUCCUUACCUGAGGAACCUAGGUUGGCACACUCAGUGUCGUUGUUGAAAACACUCCUCAAAACAAACUUUUACAGGAAGGCAUUUUUUUAACAGUAAAUCUGUUGUGUGUCUUAGCCUAUGAUCAAUGUUUUAUUGCUGUUUUUAUCUUGAUGGUGUAUACUGUUUUAUUUGUCUUAUAAAGCACUUUGUAACUGUGUUUUGAAAAGUGCUUUACAAAUGAAGUUUAUUGUUAUAAGGCAUAUAGGAUCUCAUAGAGACAAGCUGCCUUGUGUUUGUAAAAUGUGAAAGAUGAUUCAGUUCUGGUUCUCGGGCAGAACACACAAAGUCACACAAGUGAGGAGUUACAUAAUUGCAGCACUGACUGAAUAAAGUACGAUUCCCCAUUUAGAGACGGUCACAAUAUGUUGAAGUAUCUUUUUAAAAAUACCAUCAAGUUUUAUUGAACUAACCCUAAUUUUUAUUAAAAUUUCUAUUGUCAACAGCAUUUUAUUUAAACAAUCUGCCAGUUUUUUGAAAAAUCUUUGUUACACAGCGAGUGUAUCAAGUCCAUGUCCUUGCAAAUAGA